This is a messenger RNA of Tyto alba (common barn owl), 5940 nucleotides long. Its product is annotated as cystathionine beta-synthase-like protein. Lineage: Eukaryota; Metazoa; Chordata; Aves; Strigiformes; Tytonidae. The record is from RefSeq and is a predicted model, not a curated record. Bases 231 to 1958 code for a protein of 575 amino acids. Gene Ontology annotation, molecular function: cystathionine beta-synthase activity; cysteine synthase activity. Gene Ontology annotation, cellular component: cytoplasm. The transcript has 18 exons.
ACUCGCGGGCUCUUCUUAACCUCUGCGCCGCGGCCGGCCUCCGCUGCGCCGCCUCCUCCUCCUCCUCUUCAUCCUCUUCCUCGUCAUCACCGCAGCGCUGGUGGGCGGCCGCGUCCCGGGGGAGCGCCCGGCUCGCGUGGGUGAGCUUUGAAGAGGAUUCCAGUCUCGUGACCCACAGUACUCAGUCUGCUGAAGAAAGUCCAGUCUACUGUGCUGUCACCUUCACCAACAUGGAGAAGUUGUUAUUGGAAAGACCUGUUACUAAGGAUGAAAAGCCUACACUUCCUUCCCAGGAGAAGCCAGAUACAAACUCAUGCCCUCAUGUACCUGUCAAAUAUUUUCUCCCUGGUGGAAUGGACAAUGAGAAUUGUAAGGCUAGUGAGAAGGAAAGGGAGUGGAUCCGCCCUGAUACACCCAGCAAAUGCACGUGGAAGCUUGGGAAACCCCUCUCGGCCUCCCCUCAUCGUCAUACCACUCUGCCAGAGCCUCUGAAAAUCCUGCCAAGCAUCCUGAAUAAAGUCGGCAAUACGCCCUUGGUGCGAAUCAACAAGAUUGGGAAGCAAUAUGGGCUCAAGUGUGAACUCUUGGCAAAAUGUGAGUUCUUCAAUGCUGGAGGCAGUGUGAAGGACCGCAUUAGCCUGAGGAUGGUAGAGGACGCUGAGAAGGCUGGGAUCUUGAAGCCUGGGGACACAAUCAUAGAGCCAACCUCUGGAAACACAGGAAUUGGGCUGGCCUUGGCUGCAGCAGUGAAGGGUUACCGCUGUAUCAUUGUGAUGCCAGAGAAAAUGAGUAUGGAGAAGGUGGAUGUCCUGAGAGCUCUGGGUGCUGAGAUUGUGAGGACCCCAACUACUGCCAGAUUUGAUUCUCCUGAAUCUCAUGUGGGAGUAGCAUGGAGACUGAAAAAUGAAAUCCCCAAUGCACAUAUACUAGACCAGUACCGUAAUGCCAGCAACCCCCUGACGCACUAUGACACCACAGCUGAAGAGAUCCUGCAGCAGUGUGAAGGAAAAAUAGACAUGCUGGUAGCUACAGCUGGCACAGGAGGUACUAUCACUGGCAUCUCCAGAAAGCUAAAGGAGAAGUGUCCAGGUUGUAAAAUCAUAGGUGUUGAUCCUGAAGGCUCCAUCCUUGCUACACCAGAAGAACUGAACAAGACUGACAAGACAAUGUAUGAAGUGGAAGGAAUCGGAUAUGAUUUUGUCCCCACAGUGUUGGAUAGAUCUACAGUGGACCAGUGGUACAAGAGCAAUGAUGAGGAGUCAUUUGCUUUAGCACGCAUGCUGAUCCGAGAGGAAGGACUACUGUGUGGUGGUAGCUCAGGCAGUGCCAUGUCUGUAGCUGUGAAGGCAGCCAAAGAGCUGAAGGAAGGUCAGCGCUGUGUUGUUAUCCUCCCUGACUCUAUCAGGAACUACAUGUCCAAGUUCUUGAGCGACAAAUGGAUGAUUCAGAAAGGGUUCAUGAAAGAAGAAGACCUUGUCAAAAAACCUUGGUGGUGGAACAUCAGUGUUCAGGAACUAAGCCUCUCUGCUCCCCUGACUGUGCUUCCAACUGUUACCUGUGCAAAGACUGUUGAAAUUCUCCGGGAGAAGGGAUUCGACCAGGUACCAGUUGUUGAUGAAUCUGGUGUGAUUUUGGGCAUGGUUACCUUGGGUAACAUGCUUUCUUCACUGCUUGCUGGAAAAGUUCAGCCUUCUGAUGAAGUCGGCAAAGUAAUCUACAAGCAAUUCAAACAGACAGAUAAUCAAGCAUCAGGUGGAAAUGUGAUUAAUCUGAAAGACAACUUGGGGAAACUCUCUCAUAUCCUGGAAAUAGACCACUUUGCUCUAGUGGUUCAUGAACAAAUUCAAUAUCACACUGAUGGUUCCUCCAGUAAGCGGCAAAUGGUGUUUGGCAUCGUUACAGCCAUCGACCUGCUAAACUUUGUGACUGCACGAGAACGGGAAAGAAAGUCCAACUAAAGUCAAGUAGCAAUGUGGAGCUUCUUCAACAAUGUUUUGCAAUCUCCAACAAAGAAUCAGGUUUAUUUCUUAGGUAGAAUGGUCUGUCCUUAGGGUGUUUUUUCACAAAUUCUGAAAAUAAACAGUUAGCUAUCCUGGUGUCAGCUAUACAGCCAGUGCAUUUUGCUGUGUUGCACAACUUCAGGGGACUUGUUUCUUAAUCAGGUUACACAAUAUUUCUUAUCAAAACAGUUUAUUUUUUUAUCUAUAUAUAUAUAUUUGUAAAAAUAUUGCCUAAAUUAAUUGGUAUGUUCCUUACUUGUUAUGUCUAAAGUCUGACUUUCCAAGACAUUGUUUCAGAUUCAUAAAAUGUGUUGAAAUAAAGAGUUACUGAAGCAGAGGCCCGAGAGCGCUCUGGAAAGUUUUGGAAUUUUUUUUUUUUGUGCAAGAGUAAGUUAGAUAAUACCUGUGUGGAAACAAAAAUGGGAUUGGGGUAUGGAGGGAAGAAAGGCAUGUCUUCCUUUUGGUGACAUCAGUGUAAAACAGGAGAAAAUUCUGAGGGCUGGAGUUGAGGCUUGUUUCAACUAGCUGCUCUGAGGAAAAACUGACUUGAGUGGAAGCCUGACAGUGAAGUGACAAACAUAAACUAGUGACUUUGUUUUACAUGGUGUGCCGGUUUUCAGUAUGAAGACAGGCCUUUCUUUUUUUCUCAUUGUACCUUGGUAAGUAAGCACGAGUGAAAAGAUUAAAAAGUAAGAUCAAGCUUCCUGUCUGAAGGUUUUUGAAAAUCAUGCCGUUUCAUCUAGUACCUUUCUCUUACCUCUCCACCCUCUUACUUAUCUUAAAGUGCUGCUUCUUAUGCCUGUUUUAGAAGAGCCAAAGGUAAUCUCUCAAAAGCUUUCAAGUCCUGUUCAGGUGCUCCUACACUCUAGUGCCUUAUUCCAGGAGAAAACCCCUACUAUUAAUUGAAUUCCCUGUAGCCAAGUUUGGAAGUAACUGCCAAAUGUGAUGUGGACUGGCACUGUCAAGAGUACACAAGAGAACUGUACGGUAGGUGUGUGCAGCUACAACUUUUCACCACUUUUGUAACUACAGAUUCUUCAGUAAUGUCUGAGUUGUGUAGCCCCGUCCCUGCACUGCUGUGCUCAGGCUGCUGACUGCUGCUGCUGGUAAUGGUCAGUGGAAUCACCCUGUGAUUACAGUAGAAAAGUUAGCUGUUCUUCAUCUUUAUGAAGACUAAUCACAUUCUGACCAGCCUUUUGCCAAGAAUAAAGUUUUUAAUCAGCAGGGGUAACGCUUUCACUAGCUUGUCUCUCUUUCAAGCAGAGCAUUUGCCUUGGAUGCUGCUGCCAUGGACGAUGGAGAGAAGCACUCAAAGCCAAAGAAGUGACACAGUCGUAGUGUCUGCCCACCAGCGGUGUGACAGCCUGGUUUGUUUUCUAGCUGCUUCUCUCUUACCUUAGAUUUGUGAAAGUUAAGAACUUUAUUAUUACAACAAAAAGCCUCAGACAGAUUUCUGAUAACUCUAAUGCCAAGCUGGCGAUUGCUGAGUUUGAUUGGCCUUUGUUCAGUUUAUUUCCUUAGAUGUUGGCUGUCCCUUCAGAUCAUGGCUAUUACUGAAGUAACAUGACCCGUGCUUACAUUAAACUAUGGUUUAGCCAUUAAAUUAACAUGCUACUUUAAGAUAACUUUUUCCAAGACUCUGGAAUAAACUGCUAUAAAUCUUAAAAACGUGCAAUUUAAAUACUAAUUAGUUCUAAAGGAUGGUGGAGUUUUAAUUUUUUUUCUUUUUUUUUUUUUUUUUUUUUUUAUUCUUACACUGCGCAGUGUUUUCUUUCUCACUGUUCCCCCUCAGUGUAGUAGCAACCCCAGGUUGGGCACUUUGACUAGUGGAGAGCUUAGCUAGUGUGAGUAUCAGAUGUGUGUACCUGUGCAUUAAAGACACUUUUUUCAAACGUUUUUGAAUCUGGAUUAGCUUUUCUAGGCUGAAUGGUUCUGUCUUACCCCUGUCACUGCUUGGCAGAGCCUAGUUAACUCAUCUUUCAAAGUGUAUUUUUGAUCUACUUCCUAAGGGGGUCAUAAAUAACUUUGCAUGAUAGAGGGCCCAGUCUUUGCCCUAAGCACUUUCUAACAUCCUCUGUGUUUCUUAGUGUAGACUAUCUGAAUGGUUGGUUGUAUCCCUCAAGGCAUUAGUAUUUCAGCCAAGCUUCUAAACUACUUUCACAGUUAUUUCAAAUACUGUUGUCUGAUAUAUUUUAAUAUCUAUUCUUAGUUUACAGGGAAGGCCAAGGGGGACUUACUUGAAUAUUUGUGUUUUUCCCUCUAUCCUUUGAUUCCCACACUAUUGAAAGAACCUGUGUACUUCACUAGAUGCUACUAACUGAAGCGUUUGCUACAACCGUAGCUGCUACUGCUGCUAAAUUUUGGCAUUACUGUUGCCAUUGGAAAAUUUACUUGCUUCUAUCUGAUAUUUCCCCUUUUCCCUCUGACCUUUGUCAGUGGUGGUGAGGGGAAGUGCUUAAGUAUUUGGGGGUUUUCCUUUUCUUUUUGUGCCUGUAAAAGCUCUAUGUACCAGCCUAGCUGAAUUCAGCAAGAAAUAGGAGGGUAGAAGGAGGUUCCCAAAGUUGCUUUUCAGAACAGCAGUACAAGAGAGAAGUAAGAUUGCUGUGUUAAAGUUGGGGCAGCAGCAGAUUGAUGGGUAGCUUUACCUGUGACACAGAGGAAAGUGUAAAAAUUUGCCUUUUCAGAUUACUGUUCAUAAAUUAAUCUCUGCAGUGUUACAAAAGCAGGUAGUAUUGCUGACUGAAAAAGAAGGGGUGGUUGGAGCUGGUAGGGAAGAGGGGAUGUGAGUCUAAAGCAAUCCAAGUAAGCCAAAGUAUCCAAAGAAAUCCACCCGUGCUGUUCUGCCUGUGCAGUUUGGUGAGAGCGGGAGCUGUCUCCUGUUCUGCACUGUUGUGAGGAGGGAACAGUGGCCACCAGCCACCCGUCUGCACAGUAGCAACCCUGUUUCACCAGGAGAAUGGGGGGAAAUAGAUGGUGUUGCUGAAUGCCUGAAAAACUUUCCAGAGCUCUUUCCCACAGUAGGGAUGAAGGUGGCAGAGAAGUGGAGCGGGAAUCCUGUGGGGUUGAAGUUCCUCCGAUGCAAAAGCUUAUGAGCAUGAUGCUUUUUUGCACAUGUGAGAAGGUUGUCACUAGCCUGGGCCUGGUUAGUAGUGGUAGGGCUGUAUUAACACUGGAUUCAUCUCUUUGUUUCAACACUGUGAGGACCAAGAAAGAUGUUGUAGUUUGUUUGUUUGGUCUUUAGCCUGAAGUUCAAGUCCAGAGCUUGAACAGAACUAUUUGUUUGUUUUCUGGUUUUGGUGGUGUUUUUUUCUGAAGCGGGUGCCUGUGUUUUCUGUUUACCUGUGCUGGUUAAGCAAGUGCUAGCCAUAUGCCUGAAAACUAUUUUGCACAUGGAUAUUUAUACCAACAAUUUAUGCUGUAUUUGUUUGUCACUGUAAGGGAAUGUCAGUCCUUUUGGUUUAAUGUUGAGUCUCCAAAAAUACUUUUAUUUUCUUACCUGAAGACAAUUAUCUAGUAAAAUCUGUGUAAUGUUUUGCAAGCAGUUAUCAGGCAAUAACUUGAUCAUUUUAAAGUUGUUGUAUCCAAUGUUAUUUCCCAUGUCUUGCACAAGCUGUGGCUGACUCCAAACUCUGUCUAGCUGAGGUUCCUCUAAGCAGCCAGACCAGUCCUAUCUGCCCACCAAGCUCAUCGCUAAAUGGUUUUUGAAAACUUCUUGCCGUUACAAAUUUCACACAAUGUGCUCACGUUGAGGUGUUGCCUCGUAUUGCCACUGUCAUCCAACAGCCUUUCUUACUGUGUAGUGUCAGCACCCUACCCUGAUAAAGGGAAGUCUCUUUAUGCUUUAAGGAGCUGGGAAAAAUCAAUACUAUGCGCUGUAUUUAUUACACAAAUGUUCACAAAGAUACAAUAUCAAGAGUUCAAUAAACAGUGUUUGAUUGCA